AUGGAUGAAGAUUACAGUACCGUCGAUUUAAUAACUCCUCUGCAGGAUAGUUGGAAGAUAAGAGUUAGGUUAAUUCGUGUUUGGAAGCCGCCUCUUUUCUCAAAUCCUAAUGGCAACGGGAGCAUAGAGAAGGGAAACAAGAUACAUGCAACCCUUAAGAAGUCAUUGAUUGGUACCUUCCUGGGGGUCAUCACUGAAGGAUCUUUUAAAGCUAUAUCCCAUUUUGGAGUCGCUGCUAAUAGUGAUAUUAUUGGGAAAGUUGUUGUUGUUGGCGAUUUGAUUACUGGUGACAGGAAUGGAAAGCCAUCACGUCGGUUGACAUUAGAAAUGCAGGAUUACGAGAUGGUGAAUGCUUAUGGGACCAAUAAUGCAAUUCAUGUUGUUCCGAAGCGUGCUGUAUCUUAUCUUUCUACACCAUCGUCCAUUUCUGAACCGGAUGAUUUUCUUACACUUAACCCGAAGAAACGAAUUGAUGAUCUGCAGGAAGUAGAUGAGGUAAGGGUGCUUGAUGAUAGUGGAAGUACAUCUUUCCUAUUGUUUGAUAAGGACGUUUACAAAUGUAUCCGAAAGACUGCUUUACAUGUCAGGGAAGACAUGUUGAAGGAUUCAAUAGAUUCCUGCACUGGAGAAGUUGAUGGACAGAAUGUCCAAUUGAUGUCCACUGCAACUAGCCCUCCGAAAAGGACACUGCAAUUUGAUGAGGGCGAUAUAACUCUUCAGCCUUCUUCGACUAAAGCAAAGAUUGAAGUGAAGCUUGAAAAAUUUUAG
Oldenlandia corymbosa var. corymbosa is the source of this 768-nucleotide messenger RNA. NCBI's taxonomy places the organism in Eukaryota, Viridiplantae, Streptophyta, Magnoliopsida, Gentianales, Rubiaceae. The record is from the annotation of a GenBank genome assembly.